Oppia nitens is the source of this 7555-nucleotide messenger RNA. RefSeq lists its product as uncharacterized. The coding region runs from base 36 to 7550 and encodes 2504 amino acids. The record is from RefSeq and is a predicted model, not a curated record. The transcript is spliced from 9 exons. Gene Ontology annotation, molecular function: protein binding; NAD+ poly-ADP-ribosyltransferase activity. NCBI's taxonomy places the organism in Eukaryota, Metazoa, Arthropoda, Arachnida, Sarcoptiformes, Oppiidae.
UACUGUAUAAAUUGAUUUUUUUUGUUUGUAUUACUAUGCGUGCUAAGUUAAGCACUAGUAGUAGUAGUAAACAACUAGUCUAUAAGGACAGUAUGGUUAGAGUAACCAGGAGCCGACGUCGGGCAAUAUCAGUGGUCAAAGAUUUUAAUAAUAAUAAUAAUACUAAUACUAAUAAUAAUAAAAAUACUGUUUUGACAACUAUCAGCACCACUACCAAUUCGACCACUACUAUGAGCACCGCAUCAACAAUAUUGACCAAUCAAAUUAACCAAUCAAAAAAGCGCAAACUUGGCCACAAUUUACCACAACGACUACUGACCACCAUCACAACAGCAGCAGCACCGGUAGCUGUUAUUGCUAACGGUUCCCAACAGAUACGCACAUCGAAACGUCUGAGACAUGAAUCGCCCGAAAUCGGGUUGCCGUCAACAACAACAACAACAACACCAUCGGUCAUAUCAAAUGGCUAUACCGUACAAAAAUCAAUCGGUGGGUCCAAUAAAGCCAACCGACCGGACACAGCACUAUCUAAACCAUUGUCCAAACGGCGGACAAUUAACGUACCGCGAAAGCAGCAUAAAUCAGUGGUCAACGUUACGCCAGUACGCCGAUCAAAACGUCUAUCAAAUGGUGGUCAGACAGUGACCAACAGCAUCAGCAGCGAUAAGUUGCUGACGACAACCACCACUAAUAUCAUACCUCCGCAAGUGAAACGUCGUCGGAUAGUUGCAGUCAAUAGAUUGUUGUCACCGAAGAAAACCCAUGCAGUCGUAGCUAAAAAAGUGGUCACAAAGACGACAACAACGGCGCCGAUAAUAAAGACAACAUCAUCGAAGAAACAGACACUAAAAAAGGAUAAGCCGGUAGCCGAUAGUCGUGCGACGAUAACUACACCAAAGUCUAAGAAAAAACAGCCGAAAGCUGUUCAGACGAGUCCGUCAAAAAAAUCACCGAAAUCCGAAUCAUCUGUAAAACCGGCGGCAAAGCGGUCAACAAAACGAGGACAAAAGGCGCUGAUUCCGAAUUUGUCGGUCACUAACCAUAAAGUUGAUCCGUUUUUCGACACCAAUAAGCCGGUACCGUAUGUUUCAAGCUAUGUCCAGUCAAAAUUGCUUAUCAGGGCUGUCCUUCAGCGUGACUAUAAAUUACUGAAAGAGUUGAUCAUUGGUGACAAACUUAUCUGUUCGGCGGCUGUACGGCGAUCGGUAGCCGACAAACGGACAGCCCUUUUAUACGCCAUUCAGAGACUGGACAUCCAAGCCAUUCAGAUACUAACCGACAGUAAGCUUAAGACAAAAUUUGCCGAUCAGACCCGAUGUUUGCUGUCCACCGAAUCGACCGGUCACGGUUCGCGCUAUAUGUUUGGACACGCAUUGCGAGCUGUAAACGUUGGCCGCGGCGGUCGCGAAGGCAACAAUGCACUGCUCCGCGAUGUCAGCGACUACAGCAGCUCUCGAGGCGAGACAUCAAUAUCGGGAACGAUAGUGAAAAAUCUGAUUAAGUCGGGCGCCGACAUCGAAAUGCUGGACAAACUGGUCGCCGACACCGACAGUGGAUAUCUCGAAAAUAAAGUUGUCUACGCUCUCCGUUACGGCCACUGUCUGCUGGCCAAUCAGAUUGUCCAGCGGGGCCUGAAAAAGAACGGAUUCGGUUUCAAUCAGCUGCACGUCCAGUCACUGGCCCGGGACGGCACCCAAUUCGAUCAGUUUAGGUCGGUAUCGGUAACUAAGAAAGCACUGGACAACGCCCGUGUUACACCGUUACAUUGCGCGGCCGUCAAUCCCGAUCCGUAUUAUCUGGAACACCUGCUACAGGAUCGGCCAGAUUAUACUAUCGCCGAUACCGGCAACUGGCAACUUGUCCACUAUGCAGCCGUAUCGGAAGAACCGGCCAAUAUUAAGCUUCUCCUAUCGCGCGGUGUGUCUACCGAUGUGGUCGACAAAAAACGGGGAAACACACCCUUACAUUUGGCAGCCAAACGCAAUCGGCCAGAAAAUUGUGCGGCAAUCAUACAACACGAAAGAUUGUCACUAAUCAACAUCGGUAAUAGUCAUACCGGUAGUACCGAUGCUGAUGCUGAUACCGGUGUCACCAGUGAUCAACAAACGGUGACCACCACUACUGCAUCGGCGGCGAAAAAAAAGGCGGCGGCGAAAGCAAAAGCGGCGGCGAAAGCAAAAGCGGCAGCACCGACGGGAACACUGGAAAAAUAUAAUCGCAACGGUAUGACACCGUUACUAUGUGCCGCCCAUCACGGCCACUUGGAUUGUGUACGGGUGCUAUUGGACGGCGGUGCCAACAUCGAGCGACCAACUCAGGCCAAACAGGAUAAGCUAACAGCUCUAAUGUUGGCAGCAGAGUGCGGCCAUUUACCGCUUGUCCGUUUUCUGGUGGACAGGGGUGCCAAACCCGAAGCCGGCGAUAAGAAAAAGCGAACGGCUCUAACUCACGCCGUUAUGAACGGCCAGACAGCAGUGGCCAGCUAUUUGCUUCGGCUGGGCUGCGAUCCGGAAACCCGUGAUUCGUCGGGCAACGCACCCGUACACUAUGCCUGCGCCUAUGGCUGGUAUCAUUGUAUGCAACUACUGCUGGAAGCCGGUGCCAAAGCCGACAUUACCAACGACUGGAAGAUGACACCCAUGUCUAUAGCCUUUAUGAAAGGCCACACCGGUUUGGUUGAUAAGUUUUCCAGCGAAUCAACAACGCUCGACCUCAAUGCACCAGUAGAUUAUACGGACGGUCGGACAUUGUUGCACGAAAUGUGUCGACAAUCGCCCGGCCAGUCAAUGUUGGACGGCCUACGAUUUUUACUGGAUAAAGGUGCCGAUUUUAACGUUAACGACUAUCAAAACUGUAACGCGCUACAUUAUCUGGUGAUGAAUGAGUCCAGUAUUAUUAAGUAUGGCAUAUCCAGCUACUAUGAUAGUGUUAGACGGGCUAAUGAGCUACAGAUACGUUUGGAUAAUGUUAACAAACUGCUGGAAGCGGCCGAUCUAUUGAUGGCCAAUGGCUGCAAUGCCUAUGCGGUCAGCAAACAAAACAACGGCGGCGGUGACGGUGGCGGUGAAACACCAUUGCAAAUGGCCAUCAGAUUGUCGACGUUCGGCAUGUUUCACAAACUACUGGUUUCGUCCUAUUAUGACAACAACGAAUUGUUGUUGAAGGCGAUCGCCGAUUCGGUAGAUAAGCUAACUGGCAAUACAAUGUUGCAUCGGUGGACCGAUUUGGCCGACAACAAGGAAAUCAUAGCCGACGGCCGACUCCAGUCGAUGGCCAGCUAUGCAAACUUGCUAUUCAAACCAAGUCAACUAACAAAUCAUCAAUUUCUGUCCAUCAUUCCCGAUGAUGUUCGCAAACAAAUUAUCAGUCAGUCAUCGGUGACCAACAUAUCUGGCCGGACACCGUUACACAGUUAUCUUGUAAAGUGUCGAUAUAUUGAUCCGCUUGACCAACAACAACAACAACAGUCGCAUGUUAUAGAUUUUCUACGGUUUCUAUUGGACACCGUCCAGAGCGAUGUCAACGCCCAGACCGUGUGUGCGAAACCCGAGGACAGAGGACAGUCGGUACUGCAUAUGGCUGUCGAGUGCAAAGCGCCCAACUAUUUAGACGAAAUAUUGGCCAAAAAACCCGACUUAGAUCCGCUCGAUGGUUACGGUCGGACACCGUUGGCCUUGUCUAUUGUCAACAAUUGGACGUCGAAAUCGUGGACAUUGAUUAAGGCCGGUGCCGAUAUUACCGUUAGGUCCCGAAACGACAACAACAAUUCGAUGCUAAUAUUGGAGGCCAUUCACAAUCGCGGCGAAUCGUUUGAUCUGCUGCUACAUAUGGUGGCCAACGGUGCCGAUGUUGCCGACAAAUGCCGUAAGACUGGCAAUACGGUACUGCAUAUGGUGGCCGCACAGCCACAUCGUAAGGAUGCGCUGAACGCUGUCGAACAGCUCAUGGUUGCCGGCGCCGAUGUUAACGCCCUUAACCAUAGACGUCAAACACCGUUGCAUUUGGCGGUCAAGUCGCGAUCGGGAACGGUAGACGAAUGGUAUCACGUGGAACAGUGUCUGUUGAAGGCCGGCUCGAAACGGGACAUACAGGACAAGUGGGGUUGUGUACCGUUGCACUACGCCUUUCUCAAACCCGGCCAAUCAAGCGACUCGUUUGCCGAUCCAAUUGAAUUGGUCACUCUAUUGUUGACCAACGAGUCGUCGCCGUCGAGCGGCCUACAAGAUUCAGUUAGUGGUUCGACAGCCGAGAUUGAGGACAACAGGGGCCGAAAGCCGUAUCAUUACGCUGGUCAGAGAGGCGCCACCAUAUCGUGUAUGCAUUUGUUGAGUCGUAUGGCGAACAUUGAUCCCGUAGACGCCGACGGCAAUACACCGUUCGGCUAUACGGUCGCCAAUGGCCACGAAGGCUGUGCAUUAAUGCUCCAGCAAAAGGGUGCCGCCUGUAUACCGCCGGUCGGUGUCGUCUACACCACCACCAAACACAAGGCAACCACAACUACUGUUGGUAGUGAUGAUGAUAAUGAGGACAGGUAUCCAAAACAAAACAAGAAGCGAAUAGUCUGGAAGUGGAAUCUAGUGCGCGAUAAGGAGGACUACGAGCGCCAAAAACUGGCCAACCGGACCACAACCCAGUGCUCAAUUGUCGAGGAAGUGGUACGCAAAGAUUGGCAGGGUAUACUUCAUCUGAUAGUCAACGACCUGGAACUGUCCGGCGACGGCAUCGGUAUAGCCAUCGAAGCCGCACUCAGGACUGGCCGACUGGUGUUGGCCAUCAAAAUCUUGAAUCGCGUCGAAGACCAUCACUCGCUAGAGCUGACUGGCGAUGCCGGCGGCCGAACACUGUUGCACGUAUUGACCCGUGAGCUGCCAGCGUCGGCCAGAUCGCGGGACAGUGACCACCAAAAAGAGAUUGUCCGGUCGCUGAUCGAACACGGAGUACCGGUCCGAGCACUGGACCAUCAGUAUGAGGCCAAUGCUAUCGUCUACGCGGCCACCACUCGAAAUCAUGUGCUGUUCGAGGAACUGUGCAAUCAAAUUGGACUAACCGAAGUGGCCAAUAUGACACCCGAUCUAUUGAUGAGGACACCCGUGUCGGCCAUGUUUUGGGACUUACAUCUUGACGACAAAACAAGCAAACUAUCUAAAGAUAUGCAGAAAUUGUUGGCCAAACUGGUAGCCGAAAAACCCGAAUUAAUUAACGCACAAAAUUAUUAUCCUAUAUAUGAGGGCCGUUAUCCAGGAGUCAGGUAUACAUCAUACGAACCAACUGUCGAAGCGGUCGCUACGGCUACCAAAUAUACGCCGUUAAUCUAUGCGGUCAUUUGCGGUAACUAUUCGGUGGUCGAGUAUCUGCUAAAUCUGACCGCAACCGAUGAUGAGUCGUUGUCGGUGUUGUCGUGGACUAAAAACAAUGAUUUGGUCGACAGGAACGGUACAGACAGCACCGGUAGGACGGCACUGAUGCACGCCGUACGGCUGAACGACCGGAAAAUGGUCAAACUUUUGUCGGUACAGUCGCGCGACGGUCUCAGUCUGAAAGACAAUAACGGCUGGACAGUUAUGCAUCAUUUAGUCUGUCCGCUGGCCGACUAUACCUAUGUCGAAGCGGACAAGAUUUUCGAUAUGUUUCUGGAGGUUAGCUGGUCAUCGAAUAUUAAACAAUUGUUGACCACUGGCAAUACGGAUGGCCAAUCACCGUACCAGUUGGCCAGACAGCGAAAAGCCGUAAGUUUGUUGACUGUUUUCGACAGUGUCCUACAUACACGGCCUAACCAUUGUGACGGUGACGAUGACGAUGAUGAUGAUAUGCUGGCCUAUCCGCCACUGCCAGAUGAUUAUGAUGAUUACGAAACUACCGGUGCCCGUGAACAACAACAACAACAGUCCUAUGAUUAUAAAUUGGAUUCGGAAAAAAUGAUCGAACAAUUAGACGCCGAAUCAAUGGAUACGACUACUAGUGGAGCACCGGUAUCACAGCCGGACAGUCUGAUAGGCAUCGAUGGCGCCGAAACAGUGGUCGACCAGCAAUCAGGCCUACCGUUUGACGUACUAUUAACUCAGGUAGACCUUAGCUACGGUGUCUACGGUUUGUAUAAUUUCUACAAAAUGCAAGUCGUCGAGCACCGGCCCAAACAGCUGGUCAUACUGUUCACCCGUUGGGGCCGUAUCGGCGAAACUGGCCAAUACCAGAAGACAGCCAUGCCCACUGUUGCCGCAGCGGUCGACGAAUUCAAAAAGAUACUCAAAUCGAAAUCGGGUAACCAAUGGGACGACAUCCGGGAGUUUAAGCCCGUACCCAAAAAAUAUCGGUUAGUACAGCGCCGGUUAGGCACUGGUGACCAUCAGCGCAGUAAGUCGUAUAAGUUGGACACUGUUCGCCAGGUCAUUCAGAAGCCGAAAAAGUGGAUAACAUUGAAGGCCGCGGAUACCACAGCAACGGUUGCCGCCAGUCGGACAGUUAGCACUGGACUACCGCAGCCACUGUACAAACUGAUGAAACAAUUGAUUAAAUUUCAUUCGAGUCGCGACUCCUAUCGAUCGUUAGGACAGUCGUGCACACCGUUUGGCCAUCUUAGCGAUCGGGCACUGAGCGAAGCCGAACAAUUGUUGGCCAAAGUGGACAGUUUACUAGCGGAACGCGACUCGAUUACCGAUCGCCAAUCGGACGACUACUCGCGUCUGACACUGGAUAUCAUCGACCGGAGCGAACUAUUCUACCAAUUGAUACCAUUGUUUGGCUACGAAUACGAACGAUUGGAACCGUUGUUCAAUAGAGACCGACUACGCGACCAACAGAUUCUGGUCAACAAUCUCAUACACUACGAGUACGCCUACGAACUGCUGUUGGCCGCCCAGUAUCGGCACCGGGAGAUCAAUCCGGCUGACUAUAUCUAUCGAUCGUUGGGCUGUCUGCUGGCGCCGAUGGACAAGGAUAGCCAAGAGUGUCAAAUGAUUUUGCAAUACAUUGACCGGACGGCCGGCACUAAUUGUAAUCCACGAGUUAGGCAUAUAUUUCGGGUGCAGAGAACAGGCGAAGAUCAGGCGCUUCGGGAGACCGAUAAAGGUAUGGAUGUUCAGCAGGCUUGGCUACUGUGGCACGGCACAAAAAUGGCCAACGUGCUCAGCAUACUGGCCCACGGGCUACAGGUGGCACCGUUAGGCGCCCAAAUAACUGGUCAUAUGUUUGGAAAGGGUGUCUACUUUUCCGAUGCUUUUGCCAAAAGUGAAAACUACUGUUCCUCGGAUACGACUACUGGCCACAAGUUUAUGCUACUGAGCGAGGUAUUAGUUGGCCGACAACAACAGAUAAAGCCGUACGGCGAUGAAAGUACAUCAUUGAAGGACGGUCAUCAUAGCUUAGUUACUAAAAACUCUCAGUAUAUACCCGAUCCUAAUGGACUGUCCUAUUGGAACGGUCGUACCGUACCGUUGGGAAAGUUAGCUUAUAAUAAACUACCCACUGGUGAAACCCAUGGCACCUAUUAUAACGAAUAUAUUGUGUUCAAUAGCAAACAAAUAUGUUUGCGAUAUCUCAUACAAUUUGAUUGAAUUAA